This is a messenger RNA of Cannabis sativa, 396 nucleotides long. Its product is annotated as auxin-responsive protein SAUR21-like. The transcript has a single exon. The record is from RefSeq and is a predicted model, not a curated record. Gene Ontology annotation, biological process: response to auxin. NCBI's taxonomy places the organism in Eukaryota, Viridiplantae, Streptophyta, Magnoliopsida, Rosales, Cannabaceae. Bases 1 to 396 code for a protein of 131 amino acids.
AUGGCUAUUAUAGUUCAUGCAAAGAAACUUUUGAAAAAAAAGACUAGUAAUAAUAGUUCAAGUGUUCCAAAGGGGUGUUGUGCAGUUUACGUUGGAGAUGAAGUACAAAAGAAACGUUUCGUGAUUCCGGUUUCGUAUUUGAAUCACCAUGAGUUUAGAGCUUUGUUGAGUAAAGCUGUGGAAGAAUAUGGAUAUAGUCAUCCCAUGGGAGGACUCACCAUUCCUUGCUCAGAACAUAUCUUCCUCACUCUCACUUCUCGUUUGGGUAGUAAUAAAAAUCACCAAAGGAUGAGUACUAAACAAAACCCCAAUGAAGAUUAUCAGUUUUGUUCACAAAAAAUUCAACUACAAUUCUCUCUCAGACAAAUGAGCAAACACCUUGUGAGCACUACAUAG